AGAACCGUAGAUCAAGUUUGGUUUAAUCUCAAAUCAUCACCUGUUGAAUCUCGAAUCCUUUUCUGAUAAAUCUGAGUUGAUUGUUUCAAUAAAAUCGAUUUGAAUUCCUUACUUGUUGAUCACGGUAUUGAUUUGCCGCGUUGCUUGAGAUUUGUUUGAUUGUUUCCGAUUGUUUCUUUCAUUGAAUCUCGAAUCUUAAAUCAAAUUGCCCGUGGAACUACUUACUUGUUUCAGUCUUUUGUGUGUAACAGAAAACAAUGGGAACUGAAGAAGAUGAUGCAACGUAUAUGAGAAGAAACAAACUCCUACAAGAAGCUAUCACCAAACAAGUAAUGGAAGACUUGGUAAAGUUGCUAGAUGAGAGAUACGAUCAGAGAGCCCCUGGUAGACAAGACCAAACGACUGAUCAUCAGCAAGCACCUAGGAGGAAUGGACGUGAACGACAAGAGCAUGCUGGUUCACAAGAAACUGAUAACUUUUAUGAAAGAGAUAGGGCACGGCACAGCUCGGCUUCUAGACAUAGCUCUUCCUCUAGACACAGCAGUAGAAGAUCUAGACGUGACCAUGAAGGGCGUAGGUAUCAAAGAGAUGAGCUUGCUGGAGUUAAGAUCAAGAUACCUCCUUUCCAUGGCAAAGCCGAUCCUGAUGCUUAUCUAGAAUGGGAGAAGAAGAUUGAUCUAGUCUUCAAUUGUCGGCGUUAUUCAGAAGCUAAGAAGAUUCAAAUUGCUGUUACUGAGUUCUAUGAUUAUGCUUUGAGUUGGUGGGAUCAACUAGUCACCAAUAGAAGGCGCAAUGGGGAAUUUCCUGUUGAGACUUGGGCAGAAAUGAAGGCUCUCAUGCGCAAGAGAUUUGUGCCUAGCCAUUACCACCGGGAUCUCCAUCAGAAGCUAAGAAAACUCACGCAAGGCUCACGGACAGUCGAAGAAUACUAUCAGGAGAUGGAGUUGUUGAUGUUAAGAGCUUGCAUAUCUGAGGAUAGAGAAGCUACUAUGGCACGGUUUCUUGGAGGACUCAACCGUGAGAUACAAGACAAUGUGGAGAUGCAGCACUACUUGGAGAUGGAGGAGAUGCUACACAAAGCCAUUCUAGUGGAACAACAAGUAAAGAGAAAGGGUCACUCUCGGGGCAACUAUGGAACUAAGUAUCAAGGUGCUAAGGAAGAUAAGCCAAGUCACCAGAAAGAGAGCAAGUCAUAUCAAAAGGAUGAGGACAAACCUACUAGUUCUUUCAGCAAGGAUAAAGGAAAAGCUGAAGCCUCUACUACAAGAUCAAGAGAUGUUAAAUGUUUUAAGUGCCAAGGAAGAGGACACUACGCUAGUGAGUGCACCAACAAACGUGUGAUGAUCCUACAUGACAAUGGAGAAUAUGAGUCUACUGAUGAGGAGACAGAGGCCGAAGAAGAUCACAGUUCAGAAGAAGAGUAUGUUGCCAACCCGGUCGCUGGAAGGUUGCUAGUUGCUAGAAGAACCUUGAGUCUUCAAAGCAAGUCCGAAGAGAUGGAGCAAAGAGAGAAUCUCUUCUAUACUAGAUGUCUAGUGCAAGGAAAGGUCUGUAGUCUUAUUGUGGAUGGAGGCAGUUGUGUCAACGUUGCGAGUGAGACUAUGGUUAAAAAGUUGGGUUUGAAGGUCCAGAAGCAUCCUAAACCAUAUAGGCUCCAAUGGCUCAAUGAAGAGGGCGAGAUGAGAGUUUCUACUCAGGUUAUUGUUCCCUUAGCCAUUGGUAAAUAUGAAGAUGAGAUUCUAUGUGAUGUGUUGCCUAUGGAAGCGGGGCACAUUCUCCUUGGAAGGCCGUGGCAAUCAGAUCGACGUGUGAUACAUGAUGGGUACGCCAACAAGCACACCUUUGAGUUUAAAGGGAGAAAGACAGUUCUUGUGCCUAUGACUCCUAAGGAAGUUCAGGUUGAUCAGCUCCAACUACAAAAGAAGAAAGAGAUUGAUCUACCCGCUGAAUCAACCAAGCAACUAAACUUCUAUGCCAAGUCUGGUGAUGUUAAAAGAUCUCUCUGCUCUAACCUUCCUAUUCUUUUGUUUAUCUAUAAGGAAUCACUCUUGACUACUACUGAUAUUGCACCGGAGUAUCCGAGUGAACUUGUAUCUCUUUUGCAGGAAUAUCAAGAUGUUUUUCCAGAAGAUAGUCCCAAAGGACUACCACCAGUGCGAGGGAUUGAACACCAAAUUGACUUUGUGCCUGGUUCUACACUCCCCAACAGGCCAGCAUACAGAACCAAUCCGGUUGAGACCAAAGAACUACAAAGGCAAGUGGAGGAACUGAUGGAGAAAGGGCAUAUCCGAGAGAGCAUGAGCCCUUGUGCUGUUCCAGUACUGCUUGUGCCCAAGAAAGAUGGGAGCUGGCGCAUGUGUGUUGAUUGUAGAGCAAUCAACAAUAUAACAGUGAAGUAUCGCCAUCCUAUUCCUAGAUUAGAUGAUAUGCUUGAUGAAUUACAUGGUUCAUGCAUCUUUUCUAAGAUAGAUCUAAAGAGUGGAUAUCAUCAGAUUAGGAUGAAAGAAGGAGAUGAGUGGAAAACUGCCUUUAAGACUAAGCAUGGGUUAUAUGAGUGGUUAGUUAUGCCCUUUGGAUUGACUAAUGCACCUAGUACUUUCAUGAGAUUGAUGAACCAUGUGCUUAGGUCUUUUAUAGGUUUGUUUGUGGUAGUUUACUUUGAUGAUAUCCUAAUCUACAGUCAGAGUCUAGAAGAGCAUAUAGACCAUCUUAAGACUGUUCUUGAUGUGUUGAGAAAAGAAAAACUUUAUGCUAAUCUUAAGAAAUGUACAUUUUGCACAGAUAACUUGGUCUUUUUAGGUUUUAUUGUGGGUGCAGAUGGGGUUAAAGUUGAUCCGGAGAAAGUAAGGGCUAUACAAGAAUGGCCAAUCCCUAAGACCGUGAGUGAAGUAAGAAGCUUCCAUGGACUUGCUGGCUUCUAUAGGCGCUUUGUGAAAGACUUCAGCACCAUUGCAUCUCCCUUGACUGAAGUAAUCAAGAAAGAAGUCGGAUUCAAGUGGGGAGAAGCACAAGAACUUGCUUUCCAAUGCCUUAAAGAGAAGCUUACUCAUGCCCCUCUUCUUAUACUUCCUGACUUUCAUAAAACUUUUGAAAUAGAAUGUGAUGCCUCUUCCGCAAACCUCAGAGCUCACUACCAUGUCCAUUUCAACCAAGAAGAAGCUGUCUGUUCUAUCCGGCUGUUCAACACCUCAAGAGGCAGACGUGUUCAUCCUGGAGUCCAGAAGCUGUCUGCUGCUGUUUCUCAUCAUCCCAUGUCGCCCUUGAAGAAAGAAGACCCAAGGAAACAAAGACAAUGGAGCGGAUUAGCUACCCUCUCUAACAAAGCCAGUUCCGGGUUCUUGCUAUUCAAAGUCCAAGAAGAAGUUUCUCAAGAAGAAAGCUUGCUGCUUGUACUGGUGUGGCGUGUACAACAUGGAGAAAGGUGGGAGCUAAGACAUGGUGGUUCAAAAGGAAAGGUUGAUGCACUUGGAUUCAAGUCUAAGAUGCAGUUAAGGCAGAAGUUAAAAUGGCCUAAGUACAUGAGGAGUGUUCUUUGUCCAUCACUAAUCCGAGUAGAAGAGGAAGACUUUGCCAUUGAUAAAGCAAUGGAGAAAGACUUGUGUGUAUGGCCGGUUAAGAUAGCGCAGCUAGUGAUAGUGAUGUGCUCCUGGUUCAUGGAGACACACAUGUAA
Molecule: messenger RNA, 3671 nt
Organism: Brassica rapa (field mustard)
Lineage: Eukaryota; Viridiplantae; Streptophyta; Magnoliopsida; Brassicales; Brassicaceae
Molecular function (GO): zinc ion binding; nucleic acid binding
Source: RefSeq, a predicted model, not a curated record